Molecule: messenger RNA, 1195 nt
Organism: Drosophila virilis
Lineage: Eukaryota; Metazoa; Arthropoda; Insecta; Diptera; Drosophilidae
Source: RefSeq, a predicted model, not a curated record
UAAUGCUGUAAGACCAACGAAAUUAUUUUAGUUUUCAGUUUCGUACAUGUUGCAUAGAGGAAUAUUCUCAAUUGUUUUGAUAAAAUAUGUCGCCCAAAAUGAAGAUCAGUGAGCUCAAGAAGCUAUACGCAGAGCGUUGGAGUUAUCCGCCGGCACAGAAGGUGCCCAAGAUUCGUUUUAUUGCUUGUGGCAAAAAUCCCAAUUAUGGGAUACCGAAGACUAAUAUGCCGUGUUGGAAGUCUCCAAUGGCCAUGACAGCGGAUGCACGUUACGGCCCCUGCUGGGAUUAUCCGCCUGAACGUUACAAGCGUCGUCCAUUGCCGCCGCCAUGUCGCGGUGCCACCAUUCCACCCAAUUUCCUUAUGCCCAGUUUUGAUCACUGUCAGACUAUUUACACACGUUGCGAUUUUCGCCUGGAGCAGUGUGUGCAUCAGCAGAUACUGCUCAUUGAGAAACUAUUUGCGAAUCUAGAGGGUCAGCUGGCAGAGGCCAAGACGCUGCAAAUAGAGAUGGCCAAACAAAUGCGCUAUCAAUCCAUACGCCGUCGCCUGCUGAUUGGAUCUGCUUGUGGCAUAAAGAUCUAUCCAGAGUACCUAAGCCAGAUGGCAGACACGCGCGCGCUCUGCGAAUUUCAAAAGGCCCAUAAUGCCAUCAAGCAAUCCAACGCCGAGCUGGCUGCAGCUGUUUUGGUCAUACGUGACGCCAUGCCUGAGCUGCGUAACCGUUUGGACAAGCUGGACCGCACGCUGGACAGUCCGUAUCUAAUAAAUCUGGAAACGGUGUUGCAAACUAUACAAGAUCUCUACGAUUACUAUUUUGAGGUGGUGCGCAAGUACAAGACCUGGGCACAGCUAAUCGAUGCCGCCCAGGAGCACUCCAUCGAGGACUAUUUGGCCCUGUUGCGCGAUGAGCGCGACUUCGAGAGCUUUAAACGCGCUGGUACCGAACACUGCACCUGCAAGCGUUGCCGAAACAAAAAUCCACUUGAGCCGUAUUUGCCCUGCUGGUGUCAGGGAUGCGAUCGUCGCAAUAAAGAUAUUAAACUGGUGCAGCAUCACUCAGAAACUAAGGCUCAACUGGAUUCUAGCGAUAGUGGACAUAUGGAGAAGCACAGUGACACCUCAAUGCAGCAGGCCGAGUUAGACAAGUUAAAUGAGAAUUUAAGUUAGUUUGAAAAAUUUGUAAAUGUGCCGAA